CCAUUUUGCACAACACCAGUUCGCACCGCAUAGACCCUGAGCGGUCCCCUCUUCCCCACGAUCUAUCUUUCCGAGUGUCCCACCGGUAGGGCCCACGUUCCUCGCAAUCCAACUUACCACGUGCCCGGUUUUCGGAGAGUUCUGGCGAUGAAGGACUAGCGAGGUUGGUGCAUCGCGUAAAGGCGCGCUAUCGCAGAGCCUCAUUGCGCCCAGGCGGAUGAACAUGGCGCCGCGAAAAGGGACGCGGAGAGCCUGCGAUCCCUGCUCUGUGCGAAAGGUGCGAUGCGAUGGCAAUCAGCCUUGCGCGCGAUGUCAAACUGCGAAUUGGGACUGCACGUACCUGAAGACGCAUGGCAAAUCAGGUCCGAAGGGCCCUCGCCGCACGACUGAGGCUGCGAUCAAGAGGUUCCAGGAGCGUAGUCGCAGCGACCUAUCGCAGAGGGCGAAUAGCGACAGUGACACGAGUUUAGACGAUGGGAGCCCGACCACGAUUGAUUUCCCACUUAGCGACCAACUGCCUCCCAUCGGCGAGCCAGGCUUAGGGUGGCCGGAUGCUGCCUAUCCUCCGCCGCAAGGGUACAGAGGACCCCAAAAGAUCUCGACCAGUACCAUAUCGCCAUACCUCGACACGUACCAGGCACGUGGCUACGCAAUAUGGCCAGUCGUGGACACGGAAUCGUUACUCGCCUGUCUUCUGACCAAUCCAGACGACAUGGAAGCAUAUGCGCUUGCUACCGCAGUUUGUGCCGCGACUAUAACCCAAUUCCAGAUCGAUGCAGAGCCCGGCAGCCCAGUGGAAGGGUAUUUCCGAGUGUCAAGUGCCGUGUUCGACAGCGAGGCGAAGCGAGCCCGAGAAGAAUCUGACCAUUCGGAACAUAUCACAGUCUCGUCUCUCCUAACCGCGUUCUUUCUUCACGUCUAUGCUGCAAAUAUUGGUCGUAUGUCUACUUCGACGGUAUAUCUCGGUGAAGCCAUCACUAAGGCGCACAUGAUCGGGCUGCACAAACCUUUAUAUUAUCAGAACAUGGAGGUAGAGCGUGUUCAAUACAACGUGAGGAUAUACUGGCUGCUGUUCAUAACCGAGAGAGCUCAUUCCAUUCAAAACGAUGUGCCGACAAUGCUGAAGCGUUCUCCCGAUAUACCGCAACUCGAAGAUCUCAACGAUGGCUCCGUGACUGCAGCGUUCAUUCAUCUAUGCCGGCUCUUCAACAUUUUAGAUGCCACUCUCACCGCCGACCCUGCAGGCGCCCGUAGCGCCCUGGCACUCGCACAGCAGCAACUUGACGACGAUCAGGCGACGAGGAGUCUAGAGAAUGUGUUACAGCGUGCCGACAUAUCAAUGACACAACAGUGGAUGCGCAUCUUCCUUUGGCAACACGCCCUGAGUGUGACGAAUCUGCGAUCCUCGGAUCAAGAGGACGGCUUUUCCUUCUCCUUCCCUGCAAAAGUUGCGCAGAACGCGCUAUCGUUCUUGUGCACGCUGCCUAAAGAAAGUCUGGAAGCGCAUGGCCCCGGCAUGGAAUCCAAACUAUUCGACAUCGCAAACUCCCUUGCCGACGUCAUGAUUUGUGUUCCCUCCCUAAACCAAGACACCGGCUUCGGCAUGGGCCCGCGCGACCUCAUCCACUCUCUGUCCUCGUUGCUCGGCUCCUUCCGGGGCGGCAACCCCGCAGUCACCAGUAUUCUGCAGGAUAAGCUAACAACGCUGGGCCUCUCUAUCUCAUCGCCGCAGAAGCGGCUGACGGAUCUUUCGUCCUCGGAGGACGAGCCCGAGGACUGGAGGGAGGGCACGCCGCGGUCGCUGACGUGGAGUGAUAAUGGGGGUUGGACGUCGCCGGUUACGCCGGUAUCGCCGACUUUUCCGAAUAUCAUGUCGAUGUAAAGUAACGGUUUGUGGCUCCUGCGAAGCUUGGUCGAUGUAUAUGAAGGGACUACUGUUCUGUAUGUAUUGCUUUACGAAUUGUAUCUUGUUGUUACCUCG
Messenger RNA from Paraphaeosphaeria sporulosa, 1981 nucleotides. RefSeq lists its product as uncharacterized. The record is from RefSeq and is a predicted model, not a curated record. Gene Ontology annotation, biological process: regulation of DNA-templated transcription. Lineage: Eukaryota; Fungi; Ascomycota; Dothideomycetes; Pleosporales; Didymosphaeriaceae. Gene Ontology annotation, molecular function: zinc ion binding; DNA-binding transcription factor activity, RNA polymerase II-specific. The transcript is spliced from 3 exons. Bases 218 to 1882 code for a protein of 554 amino acids.